This is a messenger RNA of Scophthalmus maximus (turbot), 1619 nucleotides long. RefSeq names its product RING-HC_RNF170 domain-containing protein. Gene Ontology annotation, molecular function: metal ion binding; ubiquitin protein ligase activity. The record is from RefSeq and is a predicted model, not a curated record. Bases 252 to 1034 code for a protein of 260 amino acids. NCBI's taxonomy places the organism in Eukaryota, Metazoa, Chordata, Actinopteri, Pleuronectiformes, Scophthalmidae. The transcript is spliced from 6 exons.
UGUGUGUAUGUGUGUGUGUAUGUGUGUGUGUAUGUGUGCGCGCGACAGUUGUCCCACUGUGCACAAAGCACUGCAUGAGUGAUCUGACUGCAUAACUGGUCCCUUUAAGAAGGACGAGCAGCAGAUAUUGGAGAGUGUAGUUGAUCAUUAACAAGCAGCCAAUUUAUUCUGUGCACUGAUGCGGUCAGACAGCACUUCACUUCCUUCCAGGAGACAGUGACUACCUGACAGCUGCUGUUUCUAGAUCAACUAUGCAGACGUACCACAAAUCUCAAUCCAGAACCGACUGUCUCUUCUCCGAGGGUCCAGCGGGUCAGGGUCACCUGGGGUCAUCCAGAUCUUUGGGUUGUGUACCGGAGCAGCUGGCAUCAAUGUGUAUGAGCUGCCACAAGGAAUCUGCAGAGUUAUGUCCAUCCACAAGCCAUCAAGACUGGCACUGCCCCGUCUGCCUGCAGACAGCCAGCUUCCCAGUCCAGACCAGCUGUGGCCAUUUGUUCUGUGCUCCCUGUCUGAUCGCGUACUGGAGACACGGGUCAUGGUUGGACGCUAUCAGCUGCCCUCUCUGCCGACAGAAGGUCAGCGCGCUGUGCCAUCUAUUUAACGAGAGUCGAUCAGACCGACAGUCAAAGGAAGUUCUCGGGGAAAUCACAGAUUACAACAGACGUUACUCUGGAGCCCCACGACGGGUGACAGACUACCUGUGUGACGCGCCCCUUCUCCUGCAGUUACUGGCUCGUGGCCUCAGCACCAUUGGAGGGCUCGUGUGGUUGUUCUUCUUCAGGGUGGCCCUGUGCUGCGUGGGGACCGUGGUGUCCAUCUCCUCCCCUCCUCUGGACCCAGUCUCUACAUCAUCCGCAAGUCCCCUGGAGACGGAACCCUCCCUCUGCGGACUGCUGGGGGUCCUGGAUGACGUGGUGGUGGUCAUCCUGCUCCUUAUCUGCGUUAUCAACAUCAACCAGCAAAUGGUGUCAGAGAGAGGAGGGCACUCUGCGAACACGACCACCUCACAAGGAGUAACGGGGAAUCCUCUGUAGACAGACGCUGGUGGAGACAAAGCAGUUGACAUGACUUGUUGUGGAAAUGGUAUCUUUCUGGCUGUAGAUAGUUGGAUCAGUGGAUGCAAGAAUAUUUACAGUGCAACAUUCGAGGUGUCAAACUGUGUCUCAGUCUCUCGGACAGUGUGGCAGACCCGUCUGUUCAUCAAGUGUUUACAGACUUUCUGCAAGAGUGAAGAAGUCUUGCCUGAAGUGUGAUGGUUCAACUUAAUUUACAAAUCCUCUCAAAGUUCCUGAGGCCUCAUGUGUUUGGCCAGUUCCUUUUAAAUCCAUAUUACAAAUAGGCCUACUAUUCAGUGUACAUUGACUUGUCAAUUAAAAUGGUGAAUUCAUGAUUUAUGUUUUAGUAACAUUUCAUUUUAGCAUUUUAACCUAAAAAACCUCUGACCAAAGUGUUGUUUCUACCACUCUAUCUGGGCAGUAAUUUUACUACUUUGUUUCAGCAAGUUCAGGAAAAGCUGUAAUGUCAAUACUGUAAUAAUGACAUCUGGGUAAAUAUUUAUAUUGUAUAAACAUUGUAUGAAUUUGUAUUUUCAGUGUAAAAUAAAGAAUAUUUAUUAGGUA